AAUAACUUCUAAACUGAAACUAUGUGGGGAAAAAAUAACUGAUGAUGAGAUGUUGGAAAAGACUUACACCACCUUUCACAAAGAUAAUCUCCUUCUAAGCAAACAAUAUCGUGAAAAGGGUUUCACGAAAUACUCUGAACUCAUAUCUUGUCUACUUCUGGCUGAACAAAAUGACGAGCUAUUAUUAAAAAACCACGAGUUACGACCUACUGGUUCUGCACCAUUCCCUGAAGCGAAUGCUGCAUCCCAUGAUGGAAAGACAAUAAAUAAUAAAGACCAUGCCUGUAGCAGGGGUCGAGGCCGUGGUAGAGGUCGUGGCCGUGGAAGAGGAUAUAAACCUACUAGAGGUCGAGGUGGUUAUGGACCUAGUGGAGGUCGAGGUGGUUAUGGACCUAGUAGAGGUCGAGGUGGUUACUCCAAGAACUCCUAUUCUCACCAGAAGUGGGACAAUAACAAUGGUACCAAACACGAGAAGGAUAAUGCGACCAGUGUGUGCUACCGCUGUGGAGGAAAUGGUCACUAGUCUCGUGUAUGUCGUACCCCAAAGCAUCUUAUUGAUCUCUACCAGCAAUCAUUGA
Messenger RNA from Beta vulgaris subsp. vulgaris (sugar beet), 578 nucleotides. RefSeq names its product glycine-rich RNA-binding, abscisic acid-inducible protein-like. The record is from RefSeq and is a predicted model, not a curated record. NCBI's taxonomy places the organism in Eukaryota, Viridiplantae, Streptophyta, Magnoliopsida, Caryophyllales, Amaranthaceae. The transcript has a single exon. The coding region runs from base 50 to 523 and encodes 157 amino acids.